CACAUGAUGUGAUCAUACAUAUCUGUCUAACAAAGAGAACCCAGUGGAUGUUUUUGCGUUUCAUAACUACGAGCAGAUCAGUGGGUAAAAGUGAGCAAUACAGAUAAUACACUCGAUGUAAAGAAAUCUGUAGAUAAGCUGGAAUACAUUCAAUAACAUUAUGUCACUCGACUUCGAAGACGAGCCCGUGGACUUGGGUCAAUAUGCCUGGUACUGGGGCGAGACUCACCAGGAGCUCGUGCGUCGCGAACUGUCACGUGCGCCAGACGGAAGUUACCUCGUGCACCACACGGGCGAUAUCGAAUUUCACAUGCUGGCGGUCAAGGUCGGGGAUGAUAUCGUUUAGGCAGCCUAUCUACUGUCGGGACGGGCUGGUGGGUUUCACGGAGCCCCUCGGCUUCGAGUCGUUCGAGGACGCGCUGGAGGCUUACACGGAGAGCCAGACGGAGACCCAUGACACGCUGAGAAAUCCCCUGCCCAAACCGGACUUCUCGAAGCUGCGCGAGACACACACGACAAUGAAGCCCGUUCAGCUGCUGAAGAGACUCCGAGACACGCACGGCCUUCUGGGUCAGCGGAUAGAUGAACUGGUCAACGUGGAAGGCUGUAUUGAGAGACUUGAACAAGAAAUCGAGGAGAAGAGCAAGUCGACGGAAGCGUACGGCGUGCUGAUCAAGGUCGUAUCUAAGCAACUGGAGAAGACGAAUGAACUCACGAGCUCGUCCAGCGACAGGCUGGAUGAGAUCAACAACAACUGCACGGCACUCACCAAGCGACUGGAAGGUCUGCGACAAGAGCAGACGGCAAUUGAGAGAGAGCGUACUUCACUGAUGACAGAAAGGAACGAACAGUCCAAACUGUCCACACGUUGUCUAGAUGGAAUCAGAGAUCUGGAAAACGAGAUACAGAAAAUCAAAGAUGACAUUAUCGAGUUCUCGCUGUACGAAAACUGCAUGGACACCAUGAUGCUAUUUAUAGAUCAUCUGCUGGCGUCUGACGUCACUGAAUUCGCACAGAAGGUUGAGGAGUAUAAACAUAUCGCUGGAACUCUACCUGCCGCGUUUGGCGGACCAUUGACGGGGAUGUUCACGCUCGGCGCGUUCGUGUCCAUGGGUGAAUUCCCAUAA
Dreissena polymorpha is the source of this 1127-nucleotide messenger RNA. RefSeq names its product phosphatidylinositol 3-kinase regulatory subunit gamma-like. The transcript is spliced from 8 exons. Bases 204 to 1127 code for a protein of 307 amino acids. The record is from RefSeq and is a predicted model, not a curated record. Lineage: Eukaryota; Metazoa; Mollusca; Bivalvia; Myida; Dreissenidae.